Platichthys flesus (European flounder) is the source of this 1448-nucleotide messenger RNA. RefSeq names its product one cut homeobox 3b (gene onecut3b). Gene Ontology annotation, cellular component: nucleus. Gene Ontology annotation, biological process: regulation of transcription by RNA polymerase II. Lineage: Eukaryota; Metazoa; Chordata; Actinopteri; Pleuronectiformes; Pleuronectidae. Gene Ontology annotation, molecular function: RNA polymerase II cis-regulatory region sequence-specific DNA binding; DNA-binding transcription factor activity, RNA polymerase II-specific. The transcript is spliced from 2 exons. The record is from RefSeq and is a predicted model, not a curated record. Bases 1 to 1434 code for a protein of 477 amino acids.
AUGGAGCUCACCAUGGAGAACAUUCACAGCGUCUCCUCGCACUCCCAGGUGGGAGACCUCAUGAGCUCUCAUCACGCACGGCCGUCUCCGUCCUCCAGCUCCAAUAACAGGAAUCUGGUCUCGCACGCACCCGGCGCACGGUCAGCCAUGGUCACAGGCAUGGGCUCGCUCAUGGAUGGCUCCGGCGGGGAUUACCGGACAGACCCGUCCGGGCUCUCCGGUCACCUGCACCCGUCCAUCAGCAUGUGCGAGAACGGGAUGAGCCUCAGCAACACGUACACCACCCUGACGCCCCUGCAGCAUCUACCUCCAAUAUCCACCGUCUCGGAUAAGUUUCACCACCCGCACUCGCACCACCACGCUGCCGCCCAUCAACGACUCUCUGCCGGGAACGUCAGCGGCAGCUUCACGCUGAUGCGGGAGGACCACCGGGGGCUCGCCUCCAUGGGCAACCUGUACAGUCACUACCCCAAAGAGAUGUCCGUUUCUGGAAUGGGCCACGGCUCGCUAUCCCCUCUGUCUAGCGGGCUGGGCUCGUUGCACAACUCCCAGCAGCCGCUUUCGGCAUACGGUCCGAGUGCGCACCUCUCCGCCGAAACCAAGAUGAUCUCUCCGGUGACAGGUUUUGAGUCCCACGCCUCCAUGCUGUCCAGAAGUGACCAAGAUCAUCUGGCGAGGAGUUUAGGCGGUCACGGCCACAGCAUGAUCUCCAACCUCAACGGCAUGCACCAUCACCCGCACAGUCAUCUCCACUCCCAGGUGAACGGCGCGGUGAUGCUCGGGGACCGGGAUAGGCACGGCCACGGAGCCGGCCAGGGAGUAGCAGGGUCGAACGUUCAAGCGGAGGAGAUCAACACAAAGGAGGUAGCUCAGAGGAUAACGGCCGAGUUGAAGCGUUACUCCAUCCCGCAGGCAAUAUUCGCCCAGAGGAUCUUGAGCCGGUCGCAGGGGACCCUCUCAGACCUCCUAAGGAACCCCAAACCCUGGAGUAAGCUCAAGUCAGGCCGGGAGACCUUCAGGAGGAUGUGGAAGUGGCUGCAGGAGCCCGAGUUUCAGCGGAUGUCUGCUCUCCGGCUCGCCGCAUGUAAACGUAAGGAGGAGGACCGAGGACGAGAGCGUAGCCAGGUGCCAAAGAAGCAGCGACUGGUCUUCACCGACCUGCAGCGUCGCACCUUGGUAGCCAUCUUCAGAGAGAACCGCCGCCCCUCCAAGGAGAUGCAGAUCACCAUCUCCCAGCAGCUGGGCCUUGAGCUCACCACCGUCUCCAACUUCUUCAUGAACUCACGCCGCCGCUGUACGGACCGCUGGGGCACAGAGGAGCUGGGCCACGGGAUGCACGGCCACGUGCACACGCCUCACGGAAACGGCAACAACAACAACAACUCACAGAUCCAACCCGGUACCUCCUCUGCGUCCACGUUUUCUAAGGCCUGACGGUGUCGGGACAG